Messenger RNA from Protopolystoma xenopodis, 258 nucleotides. NCBI's taxonomy places the organism in Eukaryota, Metazoa, Platyhelminthes, Monogenea, Polystomatidea, Polystomatidae. The record is from the annotation of a GenBank genome assembly.
AUGAGACAAUUGGGUUAUAACCGGCCUACCUUGUCAUGCGGUCGUGGGUCGAGGAAGUCUCGUGGAAGGCCUCAGCGCUUGUGCGUGUCUUCUGAGCAGGUCGGAGAAAUGAAGUGGCGCAACAUCAUUUUAUGCAAAAGUCCGAUCUGGACGCAAGUGGCAGUGAACACGUCUGCCAGUCGAGAGGCCGUCGAAUGCGAUCGAGGCGCUUUCUCUCCUGCCAGUCGCGAUUGGGGUCGAUCGACAGACACUGGUUAG